GCCCCUCUUCUUGUAAGAAGAGCGCUCAGAGAGUGCGCCCUGCGUCCAGCACCUGCCCCCCACCAGGCGGAGAGGGGACCGCAGCCCAUGCAGAAGGAGCGGAGGUCGCCGAACAGGACCCACCUCCCCAGCACCUGGUUUAUGGGCCUGGCAGCUUCCAGAACGUGAGAGAUGUUCAUCCCAGUGGCUCAGUCUGGCGUUGGGUUCUGGCAGCCUGAGCCGCGACAGACACCCAGACCCCACCUCACAGAGAGGAGCCGGGCAGAUGUGACUCAGGCCCCCUCCCUCACCGGGAAGGGCGACACCAGCAGGAGGGCCGGGUUGGAGGGACUUGGAGGGACCGCUGCGAGAUGUGGAGUCCACCAGGUAAAAGGGCGCUCCCGAGCCUGCCUUCCAGGUGGUGGACGCAGCCCAGGCCCCACCCUCCACCAAGCCUUGUCCCCAGCAUCUGCCCGCGUCACUGGGGCCAGCAGCCUCACGUCCUGGCCACACCCAAUUCAAGAGUGGACUGUGCCCCAAGGUCAAGUCUGCGUCUGCUUCCAGUCACGCGAGGAGCGCUGGCGGCUUAGAAUUAGGGCAGAGCGCAGAGCGCGGGUCUGGGUGGGCUCCUUGGGGCAGGUGGGGUCGCUGCCGCGCUGGGGUUUCGGGACAGAGCAGUAGUGUUGCCAGCGCCGGCGACCCGCAGGGACAGCCAGGGACCUGCAGGGACAGCCGCGAGUGAGGCUCAGGCUCAGGAUUGUCCAGAGCUGCCUGGCCGCUGCCCCCCCCCCGGCUCCUGCCCCCGCCCCCCGGGCCCAGCUCCCACCCCAGCUCUCGGCCCCUUGGCCCAAGCCGCAUCCUUUGACAAACCCAGGUGUCCCUUUCCUUUCGCCUGGAAAGUGCUGCUCAAAGCAUCUUUGUUUGAGGCUGCCGGUGAAGCCGCAGCCCCGCCCUGCCUCCUUAAUCGCCCCGGGCAGGGCCCCCACCCCCUCUGGCCCUUUAAGCCCCCAGGGCCUCCCCUGCCCAGUCAGCAGGGAGUGCACCAGCCGAGCGGGUGAGAGCAGGGCUGGGGGCUGCCAGGAGCAGGCGCCCACCAGGAAGUAGGGGCCGGGCGGGCUCCAGGGCUCCAGGGCUCCUGCGGACACGAGGGAGCUCACAUCUUGCAGGGGUUGGGGGGACAGCCAGAGCCCCUGGGGUGUGGGCAGAGGGACGUGCAUAGAACCUGUGCCCCGGGGAGAUGCCCAGGACCUGGGUGGGGGGCGCUGAGGGAAGGCAGAGGGUCUCUGGGACCUGGGGCUAGGACCCUCCUCUCCUGUCCUUGCAGGUUCAGACCAGAGUCUAGACCCUGAGCGGUGCCGCCCUUCCCCGGGCCCAGCCCCGAAGACAGAAUGACGGGGGCUGCCUGCCUCCAGGCCUUGCUCCUGCUGCUGGGAGCCGCUGGGACAGGGACGCUGGAAUCCGCAGCCUGCGGGCAGCCCCAGGUGUCCAGUCGCAUCGUGGGGGGCCGAGAUGCCCGGGAUGGACAGUGGCCGUGGCAGGCGAGCAUCCAGCACCGCGGGGCACACGUGUGCGGGGGCUCGCUCAUCGCCCCCCAGUGGGUGCUGACGGCGGCGCACUGCUUCCUGAGGCCGACGCGGCCAUCUGAGUACCGCGUGCGCCUCGGGGCGCUGCACCUGGGCCCCGCGUCUCCCCGCGCGCUCUGGGCGCAGGUGCGCAGGGUGCUGCUGCCCCCGGACCACAGCGAGGAGCGCGCCCGCGGCGACCUGGCGCUGCUGCAGCUGCGCCGGCCGGUGCCCCUCAGCGCCCGCGUCCAGCCCGUCUGCCUGCCCGAGGCCUGCCCGCCCCCUGGCACGCCGUGCUGGGUCACCGGCUGGGGCAGCCUCCACCCUGGAGAGCCCCUUCCGGACUGGCGACCUCUGCAGGGAGUCAGGGUGCCCCUGCUGGACUCGCGCACCUGUGACCGCCUCUACCACGUGGGCACCAACCUGCCCCGCGGGGAGCACAUAGUGCUGCCGGGGAGUGUGUGUGCCGGCUACAUCCAGGGCCACAGAGACGCCUGUCAGGGUGACUCUGGGGGACCCCUGACCUGCGUGAAAUCUGGGCGCUGGGUGCUGGUGGGCGUGGUGAGCUGGGGCAAGGGCUGUGCCCUGCCCAACCGUCCAGGCGUCUAUACCAACGUGGCCACCUACAGCCCCUGGAUUCGGGCUCACCUUAGCCUCUAGUGCAGUAACACUGACCCGGAGCUAGAGGCUGGGGGGUCCCUCCGACGACCUGCAUGUCUCCCCCACCUUGCCCCCUCCUCCUUGAGGCUCACAGGUGUCAUCCAUCUGUUCACCCCCUGCCCCCCUGGGGCUCACCAAGCCCAGCCGCCAGCCAUCCUGCAGGAGCCUCCCAUGUGUCCUGGUCUCAUGAUCCCUCUCUCCCCUUCUGUUCAUAUUUACCCUUUCCAGCUCCAACCAGGGGCUGGGCCUGUGUCCCCAGAGACAGACAAGCCAGCUGGUGCCCGGCCCGGCCUCUGUGCCCCCUUUUUUUGCAGGAAGUCAAGGAGAUUCAGGGACCCAAUUCCUCCCCGCAGCCUCCAGAUAAGAGCCCCCCAGGCCAAGCCUGAACCCGGCGGAGCCCACCCAGACUUCUGGCCCACAGAGCUGUGAUUUAAUAAACUUGGGUUGUUUC
This is a messenger RNA of Canis lupus familiaris (dog), 2652 nucleotides long. It is a transcript of the gene PRSS33, whose product is annotated as serine protease 33. Gene Ontology annotation, biological process: proteolysis. NCBI's taxonomy places the organism in Eukaryota, Metazoa, Chordata, Mammalia, Carnivora, Canidae. Gene Ontology annotation, molecular function: serine-type endopeptidase activity. The transcript is spliced from 6 exons. The record is from RefSeq and is a predicted model, not a curated record. Bases 1368 to 2201 code for a protein of 277 amino acids.